This is a messenger RNA of Racocetra persica, 292 nucleotides long. NCBI's taxonomy places the organism in Eukaryota, Fungi, Glomeromycota, Glomeromycetes, Diversisporales, Gigasporaceae. The record is from the annotation of a GenBank genome assembly.
AGGAAAAAUAAAAAAUAUUGAACCAGGAUUUGAAGAACAUAUGGAUUAUGAAAUAGACGAAAUAACAAACGGCUUAGAGUCUGAUUAUAGUGAAGAAAGAAAUGAUAGAAUUAAUGAAGCAGAUGAUAGAGAAAUAGAUGAUGAAGCAGAUGAUAGAGAAAUAGAUGAUAAAGCAUAUGAUAGAAAUAAUGAAAUAGAUAAUGAAAUGGACGAUGAAGCAGAAUUUGAAGAUGAUGAAGUAGAAUUUGAAGAUAAAAUAGAUGAAAUAGAUGAAAUAGAUAAGAUAUAUAUU